Molecule: messenger RNA, 1027 nt
Organism: Merops nubicus (carmine bee-eater)
Lineage: Eukaryota; Metazoa; Chordata; Aves; Coraciiformes; Meropidae
Gene: ADSL
Product: adenylosuccinate lyase
Exons: 9
Biological process (GO): 'de novo' AMP biosynthetic process
Cellular component (GO): cytosol
Molecular function (GO): (S)-2-(5-amino-1-(5-phospho-D-ribosyl)imidazole-4-carboxamido) succinate lyase (fumarate-forming) activity; N6-(1,2-dicarboxyethyl)AMP AMP-lyase (fumarate-forming) activity
Source: RefSeq, a predicted model, not a curated record
ACCUGCACAGCUCACCACUGUGGGGAAACGCUGCUGCUUGUGGAUUCAGGACUUGUGCAUGGACCUGCAGAACCUGGAGCGGGCUCGGGAUGACCUGCGCUUUCGGGGUGUGAAAGGCACCACUGGCACUCAAGCCAGCUUCUUGCAGCUCUUCGAGGGAGACCACAGUAAAGUUGAAGAGCUGGACAGAUUAGUGACUGCAAAAGCAGGAUUUAAGCGGGCGUAUAUGGUCACAGGGCAGACCUACAGUCGCAAGGUGGAUAUUGGAGUCCUGUCUGUGCUGGCCAGUCUUGGGGCAUCCAUACACAAGAUUUGUACUGACAUUCGUCUUCUGGCCAACCUGAAGGAGAUAGAGGAGCCUUUUGAGAAGGACCAGAUUGGCUCCAGUGCCAUGCCUUACAAGAGGAACCCCAUGCGCUCGGAGCGCUGCUGCAGCCUGGCCCGGCACCUGAUGACCCUGGUGCUGGAUCCCCUCCAAACUGCCUCCGUGCAGUGGUUUGAGAGAACACUGGAUGACAGUGCCAACAGGCGCGUGUGUCUGGCUGAGGCUUUCCUCACAGCUGACAUCAUCCUGAGCACCCUGCAGAACAUCUCCGAGGGACUUGUGGUGUAUCCAAAGGUGAUCGAGAGGAGGAUCCGGCAGGAGCUGCCGUUCAUGGCCACGGAGAACAUCAUCAUGGCCAUGGUGAAGGCAGGGGGCAACCGUCAGGAUUGCCACGAGAAGAUUCGUGUUCUCUCCCAGCAAGCAGCUGCUGUUGUGAAACAGGAAGGGGGUGAUAAUGACUUCAUCGACCGGGUCCGUGCUGAUCCUUACUUCAGCCCUAUCCAUAAACAGCUUGAAAGCCUCUUGGAUCCCUCCUCCUUCACUGGACGUGCUCCUCAGCAGGUGGCAAAGUUCCUGAAGGAGGAGGUUCGACCCAUGCUGGUUCCAUACCAAAGCAAGAUGGGUGGGAAAAUUGAGCUGGCCCUUUAGGUGUGUUCUGCAAAGGUGUGGGCACAGGAUGAUAAUAAAAGCCUUGCUGAACCA